Molecule: messenger RNA, 1069 nt
Organism: Dalotia coriaria
Lineage: Eukaryota; Metazoa; Arthropoda; Insecta; Coleoptera; Staphylinidae
Product: transmembrane protein 199
Exons: 2
Coding region: 1-849 (282 amino acids)
Biological process (GO): vacuolar proton-transporting V-type ATPase complex assembly
Cellular component (GO): endomembrane system
Source: RefSeq, a predicted model, not a curated record
AUGAUUGCAGGACCAAUCACUGAUGCUCAGAUUUUGUAUAAACCAUCAAAAGACCUGUUGAAAUUUAUAAGAACACUAAAAGUUGAUGAUGAUAGUAUCCCAAAUGGUGUAAGUAAUAUUGUCACAACAAAAAGUAAAAAGAAAAGUGAUGUAGAAGAUAUUAAAGUAAGAAAAGGGUAUUCAGAUUACCCUUCUGUACUUACAUCUAGUGACUUAGAUUACUUGAAUAGUUUACAAGCAAAUCUAGAUGAUGAUGUGGACUUUGAAAAAGAGCCUGCUGAAUGUACAGAGAGAAAACCAGGUGAUAAGUUACUUAAUUUUGAAGAUCUUACCUGGUUACAUAAAUAUAUAGAAGAACAAAAUAAAGAGCGUGACGAAAAGGACCGCGUGUAUUUUCACAAGCUGUUCCAAGGUACUGAGAUAAUUCUACCAAAAAAUGAAGAGAUAGAGAGGAGCGAAGAACUGGAGGCACGAUGUGUGAAAUUAAGGAAUCAACAAAGUAACAGAGAGUAUAAAAUGAUGACUAAAAACGUUGAUAACACGCGGAAACAUUUACCUGAAGAUACCAUUUCAUAUCAAAUGAAAGAAAUCAACGCUCAACUGAUAGCGGUAUUUCAGUUUGUGGUUUCUGUGCUGACUGGUUUCUUGUUUGGUUUCCUGGGGAUCGAACUCAUGAUCGGAUCUCAGGACUUUGGAUUUCGACUAUUGCUAGGAAUAAUCGGCGGGUUGAUUGUUGCGCUUGCUGAGUUGUAUUUUCUUGCAAAGAAGCUUAACGAAAACGUGGACGAGUUGUAUAGUUCCACGGCUAUAACCAGCAAUCAUAACAAUUCAAAAUUCAAGCGUGAAUGAAAACAAUUGCUAUUUUUGUUUAUUUUAGUAGUGUAGCAACAUUUGCAACUAUCAACAAUGUUAUUGCAUAGUUUAUUUGAGAGAUAGGGGUUAAGGUGCCUAUAUUUUAUGUAUGUUUCACUACACAAAUUAUCUUACAAGUAGGCGCCAUUAAAGAGAUUGUGCAAUUUUCCAGUGUAUUUGUAUUCUUGAAUUAAAAUAAUCGAUCUUUGAUUAAGUA